ACCCUGAGUGAUGGUUUAUGGAGAUUGCGGACUUCGAGGAUGUAAUAUUGACCGUCAAAUGGAGCACUACACCGUUGUAACAGCGGCCAGUCUUGCCUCCGGAAAUGAGUGUGGUCUGUGUAGGGAUGGCGGUAAAUGAGAGCAUGUAUAGAAGUGAACGAGAACGAUGCUGGUCGAAGGUUAUCAGGUCAUAUCAAGCGAAUUGCUACUAUGUACGUGACGUGAAUAUUCGGAUAGUAAAGGAAGUCUGGAAGAAUUGCUCAAGAACACCAGUCUUUGUAUUAGGAGCAGUGUUCAUAUCAACCCAAUGUGCCUUCACGAUGGCGGGGAUAUCGGGGGACAUGUGGCGCCUCUCGAGGCGCGGCACAACAUGCCUAACGGGGAAGUCAAAGAUGAUGGCAAGUGAGGCGUGAGCGAGAUCUGGGUCGAACAUGGCGGACAUAGCUCUAGAGAGGCUAAUGAAGACUCCGAUGAACCUGCUUAGAAAAUACAUGCCACAUACUGAAGAUAAUGAGGUACGCUCUGAAGCUGGGCCUUGGCGUGGUGCGGUGUUCAAGGGGUUA
Messenger RNA from Penicilliopsis zonata CBS 506.65, 563 nucleotides. RefSeq lists its product as hypothetical. The transcript has a single exon. The record is from RefSeq and is a predicted model, not a curated record. Bases 105 to 413 code for a protein of 102 amino acids. NCBI's taxonomy places the organism in Eukaryota, Fungi, Ascomycota, Eurotiomycetes, Eurotiales, Aspergillaceae.